AUGGAUCGUCUUCACGUUUCAAUCAUGGCGGAUUCUCUUCUCUCCUCCAUCGCUACUUUUCACACAACCAAGAUCAUCAUUACAGAUCCUACCAAGUACUCCUUCGUUGGAUCUGUUCCUGAAACCAUGCUCGCCCAUGUCUCUGCAGCGAGUAAUGUUUUGCAACAAUAUAGGAAGAUUCUGUCUUCGUGUCCAAGGGAGCUUACGCCAGCCAUGGUUCGCUCCAUUGAAGAGGCUGACAAGCCAGUGAAAAGGGGCAAUAAAAAUGAAACCCAGAAGGAGGCACAGCCUCAACCAAAGAAGCAGAAGAAGCCUGCUAGGAAGCUUAUGCUCCAAUCUUCCAGUGAUUCUGACUCCGAGUAUGUGCCUCCAAAACAUAAGUCUGCUCCUCCUUCAGACUCUGAAAGUGAAAGCUCUGAAGAUGAGGCUUCGGGUCGUGGUGAUACCCCGCCUCGGUCCCCUACCCCAAAAGUUUCGAUUCACUCUCCACCUCCUUCUCCUCCACCUGUUACAAUCCCAAUAUCCAUCCCUCCAGUUUUCCCCAUCCUCACUACUCAAGCCUUCACCACUAUUCCCAUCCCUACUCCUAUAUUCAUAGAAACUACUACCACCACUACUACCACAGGGGCUCAUUCUACAGCUCCCACUCCACCUGUCACAACCGAACCUCCAACCACUACCAAACUCUUAUCUCCUAUUCCAUCUACAGAAACCACCCCAGUUCUAGGCGGUGAGGACUUGGAAUUUGAUUCCACUUAUUUUAGUCCUUACCAUGUACAAAGUGAUGAAGAUGAUGAUGAGCCUGUUACCAAGCAUCAUCUCAAAGCAGUAAAUGACAAACUCGAUCAACUGCUCUCCUCCUCUUCCUCUGGGGCUUAUUCUGAAGCUGCAUUAAAGGCUUUGUUCUCAUUUGUUGUUCAAGAACAUAGUGCCUCACUUUCUGCUGUAGCUAAAUCCAUUGAAGCCUCCACUUCUCAAUGUCAGCAAGCCUCCCUCGUUGUUGAGGCUUCCACCACGGAGUGCAAGGAAGCGACCGUAAAAGUCGAUAAACUAGUUUCUGAGGCUCACUUAUUUCUAGAUUCUUUGCAGGCGGUUGCUAAGAAGAAUGCUCAAACUGUCAAUGCUUUGGUGGAUAACCUUCAACGUUCUCUUCAAUCUGAAAGGUCCAACCAUGAAGCUGCACACCAAACGAUCGAAGCUGCCAACGAAACUUUGCAUGCUAAUGUUAAUGAUCGAUUGACCCAACUGGAGGCUGAGUUAGCUGUAGAGAAUCGUAUCAUGGAUGAGCUUCACUGGUGA
Lactuca sativa (garden lettuce) is the source of this 1299-nucleotide messenger RNA. The record is from RefSeq and is a predicted model, not a curated record. NCBI's taxonomy places the organism in Eukaryota, Viridiplantae, Streptophyta, Magnoliopsida, Asterales, Asteraceae.